AGCUCAAUGGUUAUGUUUAUAUGUCUGUAUUAUUUACGCUGCUCCCCCGAAGUAUUAUAACUCGUGAUGAUUAUGCAAUGUACUGCUGGAAGUGGCGACAGUAAAGUAAGGUAGCCCCAGAGGAGGUAUCGUAUAGUUUUAGCUAAAAUAUGUUACAUCCACAUACUCUUAUUUAGCGAAGUAAGAUAGUAUAGCGUUACAAAAAAAGGAGGAACCAAACAAGAAAAGUACAUAAAAGGCAUCAUGGACCAGUCAUCAUACCGUUUGCUGCAGAUUCUGUCCUUGGCAUGUCUGGCCUGUAGGCUCACUUCUAGUUCUUUCAAAAACUACGGAACAAUAAUCCCACAAUCUCCAACAGUGGAAAUUGGGAAGGAAUUCACCGCUACCUGUGUAGUCUAUGAAGCUGCUAAAGCCACAGCGGAUGACAUCUACUGGACGAGUGGUGGCGUCAUAGUGCCCAAAGAGCAGUACACCAAGAUCAACGACUCAGCUGUUAACGUAACCAUAACUAUCACCAGGGAAACUGGAAAAUGGCUACUUUGUAAAAAGAAUGAGUCUCCCUCAUCCUUAAACAAAAGUAAAACAAUCCACGGGAUUGAAUUGACCAAAGGGUAUCCUCCUGAGAAGCCUGAGAAUUUGUCCUGCAUGGCUGUCCAGUUCGACCGACAGAUUUCCUCCAAUGUGACGUGCACAUGGCAGCCUGGGAAAAUGGACGAGAAGAUAAGCACAACAUUCACCUUGUUUGGAAGUGUAAUUGCCGUAAACCAGAACUACAGCACAAAAGCUCAGAGAAGCAGUGGAUGCAUCUACUUUGGCAACUUUCCAAACUAUAUGGAACUGGAUAUAUGGGUAGACGUGGAAAACAAUUUGGGGAAGGUUCGAUCGGACAUUCUGUUCAUAAUUGAUCCGAAUGAAAUGGUGAAAACGAAUCCCCCAUUAGACGUCAAUAUUAUUUCAGAGAAGAACUUUUCCAGGACCCUCUUAGUGAGCUGGAAGCACCCUAUCCAUGAAACUGUUGUCAAACUGAAAUACAACCUCAGGUUCUGCACUGUGGGCUCUGGAGACUGGACUGAGGUACCCCCAAAUGACACUGAAAGUAGCAAGGAGUCUUUCCGUCUCCAAUACCUUAAGCCAGACAUGGAGCACGUAGUGCAGGUCCGCUGUAUGCAUCACACGGGCUACGGCUACUGGAGUGACUGGAGCGCGAACUCUACCGCCAGGACCCCAGAGGACAAGCCUACAAGUAAACCAGACCUAUGGAGAGUGGUCAUUCCCAGUCAAGGCAAAAGUGAGCGGCGAGUGGAAGUGAUAUGUAAGGAUCCAGUGGAGUCCAAUGGAAGGAUACGAGGCUACAACAUCAAGAUCCAAGAUGGAGCCUGGGAGGUUGUGCCGGUCAAUGGCUCUGAGCUGAACUCCAGGUCGCAGGAGAGGAAAAUUAUCCCCCUUUACCAGAUUCCACUGUCUGACAGGAGAAGAGGCUCCAUUGAAUUGAAGGCCUGGAAUUCUGUUGGCGAGUCUCCCCGAGCUUCUUUGGGCAUUCCUAAAUUGGCCCACGAGCCCCCUCCAGUGGCAUCGCUCAGUUGUUUUAACCAGGACAGGAGGCUGUGGGUGGAGUGGCAGCCGCCCAAUGUGGAGGCCACAGGGGUGACUGAGUAUGUCCUGGAGUGGGGUUUGGUCAGUGACGGAGCGAUAGACUGGCAGAGAGAACCUAGACACAACAGGAAGGCACCCAUUAAAGGUACCCUUCAGAGAUUUAAGCUCUACAAUAUAUCUGUGUAUCCCAUGUACUCUGGGUGGACUGGGAAACCAUUAACCACUGCAUGCUUUCUGGAACAAGGAGCUCCACUGGGGGGUCCCUCUGUGAAAGUGAGGAGAACAGGGAAGAGCAACGCUGAGGUGGAAUGGAUGGAGAUUCCGCUGGACAAACGGCGAGGCUUCAUCACAAACUACACAAUAUUCUACAUCACGGGAGGCAAGGAACACUCAAUAGUUGUCUCCCCGGACACCUACUCUUACACAGUGGAGGGCCUGGCCAGCAACAGUAAGCAGGUGGUGCGGAUCAUGGCCUCUACAGUACAAGGCUCGACAAAUGGCUCGGCCCUGUCGUUCAAUACUCUGAUGUAUGCUCCUGGGCAGAUGGAAGCCACCGUGGUGUCUGUGUGCAUCGGCGUCCUGUUUGUCAUAGUGCUAACUGUGUCCCUCUGCAUGUACAAAAUUGACUUGAUAAAAAAGAUCUGGCCACCGGUUCCAGAUCCCUCCAACAGUACUAUCGCUAACUGGUCGCCUGAUUUCCCCACCAAAGCUGUCAGUCCCAAGGAGAGUGUGCUGGGCGACGUGAGUGUGGUGGAGGUGGACGUAUUCGACAGGAAGUCGCUGUGCGAAGAGGAUAAGGCGGGCCUGCCGCUCAAGAAGGACAAGUACCUGUCGGAGGAGCACAGCAGCGGCAUUGGCGGCUCUUCUUGCAUGUCGACGCCACGCCAGAGCGUCUCGGACAGUGAGGAAGGCGGUGACUCGGGCCAGACCACGACCAGCACCGUCCAAUACUCGUCGGUGGUGGCCUCCAACGGCUACAAGGGCCAGUCCCCUUGUACUCUGCCCCAGUCCCCCUGCACUCUGCUCCAGACCCCCCAGUGCGGCUCCUCACAGUCCCAGACGCCCAGCUUCGCCCGCUCUGAGUCCACCCAACCCCUGCUGGACAGCGAAGAGAGCCAGGAGGGCAGUGGUCAGUCCCACCAGCGGAACCCCUACUUCAGCCGUUCACCUGUGGCUAGCAAAAGCAGAGACCCGAGGGACAGGAACCAGCUGGAGAUGGAGGAGCAGGGGUUGGCUUCGCUCCGGUUCUGCCCUCUGGAGGAGGGGUCACAACAGACCACGCCCACAGAUGAGGGACAGUCCCCUGACGAACAGCCAGGCCCCGUUCCUAGCUAUAUGCCUCAGCUGAGGGGCCACAGGCAACCGUGUUAGGAGAGGAGAACAAAUGGUGACUUUAGUUCGAAGUCGUCUCACUUCAUUCAUUUAUCCCUCCUUUGUGCCUUGGUUCAUUUCAGACAUUCAUUUAUCCCUCCUUUGUGCCUUGGUUCAUUUCAGACAUUCAUUUAUCCCUCCUUUGUGCCUUGGUUCAUUUCAGACAUUCAUUUAUCCAGCCUUUGUGCCUUGGUUCAUUUCAGACAUUCAUUUAUCCAGCCUUUGUGCCUUGGUUCAUUUCAGACAUUCAUUUAUCCCUCCUUUGUGCCUUGGUUCAUUUCAGACAUUCAUUUAUCCCUCCUUUGUGCCUUGGUUCAUUUCAGACAUUCCGUUCAAGAUUUCAAAUGAUUAAUUACGUCGGCAUAUUAUUUUUGCACCCAUGAACUUCCUACAGACAUCCUAACUUGCCUCAUUAAAUCUCUUUUUAAGUGGAUGACAGUUUGCCUCCAAGCCUUCAGCUUGUAUGUGGAGUUUUUGUUUUAACAUUCCAAGAAGCAAAUAGACCACUUUUUCAUGUUAUAAUCAGUGUAAUACAUGUGAUUCUGAGGUGCUGUAUCUUAUAGUUAAGACUAGACGGGCAGUGUAUAACAUCUUUUCUCUUAGCAACCACCAUCUCAAUCAGUUCACAUGACAGACAGGAGUUUAUAGACACAGGUCAGGCAUUACUAAUCAAUGAUGAACAUCUGAUUUUCAUCUUUACAACGCAUAUGCUGUACAUGAAUGUAAUUAACAGAUCUCGUCGGUCUCAAACAGCAAUGUCCCAGAGGAGCUAGGCACCAAACAGUAGAAAACAGGGAGGAGCUACAAGGACCUGUCCAAUAAGAAAUGCUCAUUUUCGCUAGUUGGCCCUAAUGAAGAUGACUGUUCCCAGGAUGGUAGAUUGAAUGGUAAAGUGUUCCAGUGUGGCAUAUUUUCUUUUUUCUUCAUAGUAACUAGGACCAUGUCUAUGGACUGAAGUAAUGCCUCACAAUGAAAAGUUUACUCAAUUUAAAAGCCUCUUCAGUAGCUAGUGAGCUUUGUACUGUUUAUCAUUCGUUGUGUUAGCUUCACCUGUCGUCUGAAGAGCAUAGUCUAGAAGUGGGCGCUGAUCUCUACAAACUGGCCAAGUUGAAUUUAUAGUGCAUUUGGAAAGUACUCGGACCCUUUCUCCACAUUUUGCUAUGAGACUCAAAUUGAGCUCCGGCGCAUCCUGUUUCCUUUGAUCAUCCUUGAUGUUUCUACAACUUGAUUUAUUGGGCAUCAUUUGGCAAGGUGCACCCACACCUGUCUAUAUAAUGUCCCGAAACAAAAUGUGGGAAAAGUCCAGGGGUCUGAAUUCUUUCCGAAUGCAGUGUAGAAUAGAAAAGAGGACUUAAAGGAAGCCAACAUGUGACACUAACCAAUACAACAGGACCCCUUGAAAUAUGCUACACUAGUCAGUAUAUGACUGGUGACAUGGCGUCAUUUCAGGUAGGGAAUCAGUAGAAAAACUGUUUGACAAAUGUAUAUUUGCCUUUUUACAAUGCCUUAAGAAUUUUUAUUCGAGGUCUACUUGACAUGCCGUUUUGAAUUCUGCUCCAAGUCAUCUUUAGACUUGAUCUGUUGCCAAAGACCUUAAUACCCAGGAAUUACAAAAUGUUUCUUCUAUGUAAUUACUAUUUUUGUUUUUAAAUACAAUAUUUAUUUUAUUUUAAAUUGAUCCUUUAAUAAGGACAUUGUGGUUAAAUUUAACGAAAGGUAAAGCAGUGCUAUGCAAGUUCCCUGUCCAUCUGGUUCCAGGUCAGAUUUUAGAGAGAUUACUGGUACAGUAUUAUAUGUACUGAAAAGGAAGAUUGUAUUAUUUCUUACAGGUAUAUCUUUUUAUAUGAAUUAGUUUGUUUGUUUUGUCAUGAAAAUAGUUUGUUUGGAAUGUACAGAUCUCAACUGGACCUCCAAAUGAGUUUCUACAGCAAGGAGUAUGCUCGGAAAUUAAUGUACGUUUACCUACAUUUGAAUGUUGCUACUUAUGAAAACUAUUCUGACAUCACUCAGUUAACACUACAUUUCCAUUGUAUACAGAGAACAGCCUAGUAUUUCACUGCAUGCAACCAUAACAUACACCCUUUUUGGAGCAGUCUUAAGUAUGAAAUAAACUAGUUUAAAUGCC
Messenger RNA from Oncorhynchus nerka (sockeye salmon), 5089 nucleotides. Its product is annotated as interleukin-6 receptor subunit beta-like. Gene Ontology annotation, molecular function: cytokine receptor activity; cytokine binding. NCBI's taxonomy places the organism in Eukaryota, Metazoa, Chordata, Actinopteri, Salmoniformes, Salmonidae. The record is from RefSeq and is a predicted model, not a curated record. The transcript has 16 exons. Bases 244 to 2964 code for a protein of 906 amino acids. Gene Ontology annotation, biological process: cytokine-mediated signaling pathway. Gene Ontology annotation, cellular component: external side of plasma membrane; membrane; signaling receptor complex.